Malus domestica (apple) is the source of this 1317-nucleotide messenger RNA. The record is from RefSeq and is a predicted model, not a curated record. Lineage: Eukaryota; Viridiplantae; Streptophyta; Magnoliopsida; Rosales; Rosaceae.
ACCUUUUUUUUGUGUGGACUCAUUUUGUGUGGCAGUAGAAUGAGCUACUUAGGUUUAACUGGAACUAUUCAUGAAAGUGUGGGUAAUCUUAGAAGCCUAACCUACCUCAUUCUAUCCAACAACACACUUCAUGGCGGAAUACCAGAUACCUUUGGGAAAUUGAAGAAUCUCCAAGUCCUGGAUCUAUCGCAAAAUCAACUCAACGGUUCAAUACCAGCAAGCUUAGGGAGCAUGGUUUCUCUUCGAUGGCUAUAUCUGCAAUACAACUUGCUUAGCGGAGAUAUACCACGAAGUUUUGGUUCACUGGCGAAUCUUACUGAAUUGAAUCUGCAGUUCAAUAUGCUAUCAGGCUCAAUUCCUGAGGAUUUUGGAGAUCUUUCGAGUCUUAAAAUUAUGGAUCUGUCUGAGAAUCAGCUCUCUGGUCCUCUUCCAGAAAGCCUCGGAAAGUUGAAAAAUCUCACAAUCCUCUAUGUGUCAGCCAAUUAUUUGAGUGGGAAAUUUCCAGAAACUUAUGGAAACCUCACAAGCCUGAAAAAGUUUUCAAUAGCCGGGAAUUACAUUUCUGGUCCCUUACCAGUUGAAACCAUAGCCAACUGGACUACUAUCACACAACUGGUGCUCGUGGGAAACAAUUUCGAAGGAAAGUUGACUGAAAAAAUAUUCGGCUUGCAAAAGCUUCAGCAUCUGUUGAUAAGUGACCUGGCAAAUAAUAGUUUCCAAUUACCACUAAAAAUCGCCAACAGUACCAAUUUCAUUUCUCUAACACUGAGGAACUGCUCAAUCACCGGCCCAAUCCCCAAAUACAUUGGUGAAGAAAUGACAUCUCUAAGAUACCUAGACUUGAGCUUCAAUAAGUUAACUGGUGGCCUCCCUCAGACUAUGAGUUCAAAUAUGAUUGACAUGUCUUUUUCUGGAAAUAUGCUUGACGGGACAAUCCCACCUUGGAUACAUGGGUCCUUCCAAACUAGGAUGUAUGUCUUCAUAUUCUGAACCGAAGUUAGAAGAACUUUCAUUUGUAACAGCUUUAAGUUUUUGCUCAUAUGUACAAAUUAAUUAAUGAGACUGACGCAUGUUAUGUUAUCUUUUAGAGAUCUUUCGUUCAACAAUUUUUCAGCAGGAGGCUCUCUAGUACUAAGCAACCCACAACUGUGAGGAUAUGUUCUUUCUUGUCCUUAAUGUUUCUGUUGACGAAAUUGAAUGGUUCUACUUCCACAUUACACUACUAAUUGCAUCGAGGCAUUUUGUUUAAAACUCCACAAUUACUGUUGCACAUCACUUAAGUUGGGGGCAGUAUCAAUUAUAAAAUAUUUUGUUUCA